AUCUUCACACAACCAUUUCAAAUUCAAUUUAUACGCAGAAACUCAAAGCUCAAUCAAAUCAAUGGAAGCCGGUAAGACAGGAAAGGCCGCCGGAGGAAGAAAAGGUGCCGCCAACAGAAAGAAGUCGGUAACAAAGUCCGUCAAGGCCGGCCUCCAGUUUCCGGUUGGCAGAAUCGCUAGGUUUUUGAAAAAAGGCCGAUACGCUCAAAGAACCGGAUCUGGAGCACCGAUCUACCUUGCUGCUGUACUCGAAUAUCUUGCCGCUGAGGUUUUGGAAUUGGCGGGAAAUGCGGCGAGAGAUAACAAGAAGACGAGGAUAAACCCUAGGCAUGUGCAAUUAGCGGUGAGGAAUGAUGAGGAAUUGGGGAAAUUGCUUGCUGGUGUUACGAUUGCAAGUGGAGGUGUGCUGCCGAACAUUAAUCCGGUGCUUUUGCCCAAGAAAUCUUCAUCUGCUGAGGUUGAGAAGACUCCAAAAUCUACAAAGUCGCCAAAAAAGCUUAGAACUUAGUGGCUAGAUCCUUCAUGUUUGGGUUUGAAAAUAUAAUUUUGGGUUUAGAUGUGUAUGGCUGUUGGCUGCAUUUGAACAUGACUCAUAGGAUUCUGUAAUUCAAAUGUUAAGUGGUUUAUAAGAGUAAAAGUUAUGGAGUAUGAGAUUCCAACUUCCGAA
This is a messenger RNA of Helianthus annuus (common sunflower), 667 nucleotides long. Its product is annotated as histone H2A.1. Gene Ontology annotation, molecular function: protein heterodimerization activity; structural constituent of chromatin; DNA binding. The coding region runs from base 62 to 508 and encodes 148 amino acids. The transcript has 2 exons. NCBI's taxonomy places the organism in Eukaryota, Viridiplantae, Streptophyta, Magnoliopsida, Asterales, Asteraceae. The record is from RefSeq and is a predicted model, not a curated record. Gene Ontology annotation, cellular component: nucleosome.